This is a messenger RNA of Lingula anatina, 885 nucleotides long. RefSeq lists its product as uncharacterized. Gene Ontology annotation, molecular function: chitin binding. Lineage: Eukaryota; Metazoa; Brachiopoda; Lingulata; Lingulida; Lingulidae. The record is from RefSeq and is a predicted model, not a curated record.
AGCGCUCCACGGUGAAGUUACUCCGCCUUUCAGGGACCGUAGAACGUCGUGAGUGCUUCCUUGCAAGACAAAUCAGAGUUAAGAUGUUGAAGAUCGCUUUGUUGCUGUGUGUGGUGGGCCUGGCCGUCUGCAGUCAGAUGUACCAGGAUUGUGUCAGCUAUGAUCCACAUAUGAGCAGAAGAUGUGGUCAAUGCGUCCAAAGUUAUCACCAGUCCUUUUACUGCCCCAACGAGUACAACCCAGGCGGCUCUUACCACCAGAAGGUGCCCACUCAUGUCAAAGACGGAUAUGGAUACAAAGUCAGCUACAGAUACGAAACCGUCUACUAUGGUCCCUCCAAGAAACUCUACUUCAGAUACGCUGACGACCCUGCUUGUUACUGGCAGUGCGACACUGAAGGCAACGCCAGCCUGAGAGCAUGUCCCUACGGUACCACCUUCAACGAGUACAACGGCGUUUGCCAGUAAAUGGAACUAGGAUUUGUGCAACCGGUCCGCGGCCUAGCAGAGGACGGAUGGUGAAACGAACACAUUUAAAUCUAGAGACGCUAAUGCUUACGCAACAACUCAAGCUUACAACACGAGAUCUCGCGCCAGAAUGGAGAACGGAUGAGACCAGCCAACAAACUCGACGACAUAGAAGAGGAGACGAAUCUAACUGAAGACACUUGACUUUAUUUAUUUAAAUUAUUUGCUCUCUUGGCUCGUUUCAUUUCGUUGUAUACCUUUUUACUAUUGGGCCAAUAAACAAAGCAUUCAGAUUUUACUCGCGGGUUUAUCUGCAGGUCAAAUUAUAUUGUAACUAAAUUAUAUGCGUACCAAUAAUGUGUUUUCGCUAAGCACGCAAUAUAAAGCUAUACAAAUAAAGCAUUUAAUAUGAAAUAUC